AUGAUUCCAUCAAUAUUUAUUAUACUUGAUAGAUUACCAUUGAAUCCAAAUGGAAAAAUAGAUCGAAAACUUCUUCCUCCGCCUGACUUCUUAUCCCUCGGUCCUGAUUAUGACAGUAAUGUACCGAUUACUACUCUUGAACAGCAAUUACAACAGAUUUUCAGUCAAGCUUUCCAUAUGGAAUUUCCACCUAUUGACGUUCCUUUUGGUCAGCUCGGUGGAACAUCGUUAGAUGCUGUACGUGCAAUUACAUUAAUACGACAACAGGUACAUACUAGUAUUAGCAUUAGUCUUCUAUUUACUAAUCCAUCUAUUCGACAAUUGGCUAUAGCAAUAGAACCAUUGCUGAUUUCGAACCAAACACCAGAGACAGUUUUGACGGUUGAUCAGCCGCAGGAAACAUACGUUUAUCUUGCACCUUCACUUGUUAUAGAAUCUGUAGGUGUUAUACUUGUUCUUUGCCAAUGGUUAUGGCCACUUAUGAUAAUUUAUCGAUGGUAUCCAUUACUUUUUCCAAUCUUACCAGUAUCUCAUCUACUGUUCUAUGUGAUGUGUUCACGUCUACUUUCACCACGAAACAUAAAAGCCGACGAUGUCUUUUCAUGGAACUAUUAUAGAUGGUGGUUUUUAGAUCGACUAUGGAAGAAUAAUACAUUUUGGUUACAACAUAUGCUUGGUACACAAUUGUAUAAUUAUUAUCUUCGUCUUUGUGGUGCUCAUAUAAGUUCUAGUGCGCAUAUUAAUACCACAAUUGUUGAUGCUCCAUGGUUGUUAGAAAUUAGUAAUGAAACUUGGAUUUCUGAUCAAACAUUGCUAAAUUGUUUUCAUUUUAAUGAUGACAACACUUUUGAAUUAUAUCCAAUUAGGAUCGGUUCUAAUUGUUCAAUCGGCACACGAUCGAUUCUAUUCGAUGGAGUUGAUAUGAAAGAUAAUAUUAUUGUUCAACCAAUGUCAUUGGUUACUGGUCUCAUUGCAUCUAAAACAAUACUCGAUGGUGAAGAGCACAAACUUAUUUCGUCGGAUGGCUCUAUUGUACAUAGUAACAGAUCAUUAUCGACAUGGCAUAAGAUCUACCAAAUUAUAGUACUCAUCUCGUUAAUAUGUAUUCAUUAUACACUUUUGAUUUUUAUCUACAAAAUUCAUUCAAUUGAACAAAUACCACUACCUAUCAGUAUUGCUUUUUGCUGGAUUUUAUGGUCAAUCGCUGGUUGUUUUAUUUCUAUUAUUCUGCUUAAAUUCGUAGUCGGUUCUUGCACUGCUGGUGAUAUAUAUCAAACAGCAUCAUGGUCAUAUUUACAUAAGUUAUGGCUUCGCCAAUUAAUUGCAUCCAGUUUUCAACAUGCCUGGUUGCUACCGUCUGCUUACGAUGACAUUUAUCCUCAUGUUCUUCGUUGGUUAGGUGCUCAUAUUGAAGAUAAUGUUAAACUUGCUGAGGUUGGAAUUUUCCUAUCUUGUCCAACAAAUCUACUAGAACUUGAAACUGGGGUCACUACUUUUGGUUCAGUAUUAAUAGUUCCCACUGAGAUAACACUAUCAGGCGACCAUCGUGUUGAUCGUAUAACGUUUGGCGCCCAUACAAAUCUUGCGAAUGGAUGUUCAAUUUUGCCUGGCAGUCGUCUUGCUUCUGAGACAAUGGUUGGUAAUUUAACUCGCAUUUCUCGAGAAAUAAAUAGCAAACAAGGAGAAGUCUUUAUGGGGGUUCCGGCUCGAGUGAUGCCCUUCAAAAUGCCUCUAAGAUCAAAUAUGACCGAUCAAAUUAAAACUAUUUCACUGUGGCGUACAUGUUACUUCCAUUUCAUCGGCAAAUGCCUUUUGGUGAGCAUUUACUCAUCAGGUGGUCUCUUUGGUGGAUCUAUAAUUCAUGUAGCACUUAUUUGUGGUCUUAACCGAUGGCAUUCAUAUAUAAGUAAUGAACUAGUUCAACAGCUAUCAGACAGACUAACACAUGAUUAUCAACAAUUUAUUUGUCCAUUCCUUAGCAAUACACAAUGGUUGAUUCGGUUAUUUCGAACAUUAGGAGCGCAUAUUGGUGAAGGGGUGAUCUUACCUGAUUUUUCCUGCAUAACUGAUUAUCAUUUGAUAACCAUUGGAGAUAACGUUCGACUUAAUAUACAUGCUAAUAUUCAAUGUCACAGUUUUGAACAACGUAUUCUAAAACGUGCUCCUGUGAUAAUUGGAAAUUCAUGUGUACUGAUGAGUAGUUCAUUAGUGAUGGCAGGCUGCAAAUUAAUGGGUAACAAUCGACUUUAUCCUUACACAUUGAUAAUGAAAAAUGAUCUCUUACUACCAAAUACUCAAUGGAAAGGACUUCCUGCCAAACUUUUGACGACACAAGUAACAUCAUCUCAAUUUGUAUUGUUUCGUGAUAAUGAAGUUGAACAACAGCCAUCAUCUGAAGAUGUUGAUAGCUUAUCAUUCUGGUAUGAAUGGAUUGCAAAUGCUUAUUCGAACGUUGAUGAAUUACAAUUCAUGAAUUAUGGAUAUGCAGACUUUGAUGAACACAUUGACAAUGACAGCAACUACUGUUCAAAACAACUAUAUAAAGAGGUCCUUGCUCAAGUAUCACUUACAAAUCAGACUGUACUUGAAGUGAGUUGUGGUAGAGGUGCUGGUGCUGUUUGGUGCGUUGAUAAUUAUGUACCUGAUUCUUAUGUGGGAGCUGAUCUUUCUUCAGGUGUUAUUGAUGUAUGUCGACAACGUCAUUCGAUGAAGCCUCGACUUUCCUUCGUAGUAGCCGAUGCAACAAAAUAUUUGCCAUUUGCAAAUGAGUCACUCGAUAUUGUUAUUUGUGUUGAAGCAACACAUGCUUAUGGUGGACCAAUAGCAGUUAAACAAUUUGCUAGUGAAGUUGCUCGUGUACUUCGUCCAAAUGGAUAUUUUCUUUGGUGCGACUUAUGCCACAUAGAUGGAUCAGAUACAUCAAUUGAUUAUUUAACAGCAAACGGUAAAUUGAUUGUUGAAGAAAAGAUAAAUAUUACAAGAAAUGUCCUUCAUGCACUCGACAUUCAGAGCAACACUCGUACCCAAUUUAUUGAACGUUAUGUUCGACCAAGAGAACAAGAAUAUUUUCGUUUGUUUGCUGGAUUGCCUGGUACUCCGAUGUACAAUGGAAUGGAUGAAGGACGUAUACAGUACUGGCGAGCUAUAUUUCGAAAGAAAACAACAACCGAUAUGUCUAUUACUAGAGUACGCCGUCUGUCAUUCCCUAGUAUCCCUCACUAUUAG
This is a messenger RNA of Adineta steineri, 3225 nucleotides long. The record is from the annotation of a GenBank genome assembly. NCBI's taxonomy places the organism in Eukaryota, Metazoa, Rotifera, Eurotatoria, Adinetida, Adinetidae.